UUGAAACCCUUCGCAUAAAUUUAAAAUCACAUCCACUUCACAUUUAACUCUACCAUUACACCCUAAGUUAUUGUUUUGCAAUAAGAGAAAUCCACUUAGCAUAAACCAAUUUUUGUGUUGAUUUUGCAUAACAGAAGCAGAGAUAUAAUAGAUUGUGCAUCCUAGAUUUACAUAAACAGUAAAUAUAGAAAUAUAGAGUUGUGGUCCUACAGGGUACAGAUUCCAAUCAGUGUCCUACACAAAGGUUUGAAUUUUGUAUGUAUCAAUCCUCCUACACACUAUGUUAGUCUUAUUCCACUUCCCACACUCACUUUCAGGUAAAUCAGGUCCAAAAUAGUCAACCUCCAACACAACUGAAUCUCAAAAACAGCAAUUAUAGCUCUCAAACACUAAUUUACACCAAACCAAAACAAAAAGGCAAAGAGAGAGAGAGAGAGUGUUACAAACACAGUGUUUGAGAGUGAGAGUGAGAGUGUGAGUGAGUGAGGAAAAUGGGUUUCACCUUCACCACCAUGACCCUGAACUUGCUCCUCCUCAUAGCUAUGGUGGCCACCAACAUUCUCUCCCUCUACCACCUCUCCUCCACCCUCCAAUCCCCCAAAUCCCCCAAACCACCCCCACCUGUCCCAGACCAACUCAUCCACCAGCUCCACACCAUACGCGCCACCAUCAACCACCUCACGCGCCUCCAGAAUUCUAACCCCUCCAAAAAAUCAACCAUCCCCUCAGAUCUACUCCUCUACUCACACCUCUCCCCAAUUGCUUCAUCAUGCCACAACCACCCCGAACUCCUCCAUAAAUACAUGACCUACACCCCCUUCUCUCUCUGCCCCUCCGAUUCCGACCUCGCCGAAUCCCUAAUCCUCCGCGGAUGCCACCCUCUCCCCCGCCGCCGCUGCUUCUCCCAAACGCCACAGAAACCCACCCCCUCCCUCCCCGACAACGCCGUCGUUUGGGACCACUACACCUGCAAAUCCUUCGAUUGCCUCAACAGGCAAAACCCUAACCUCGGCUUCGAACCCUCACGCGACGUUUCCAAGUUCAACUCUUACAAGAGCGACUUGGAUCUCCCGAUUAACCAGCUGUUUCAGAUCGCCAAGGCGGCGAAAUCGGUGCUCCGGCUCGGCCUCGAUGUCGGCGGUGGCACCGGGUCGUUCGCGGCCGCGAUGAAGCUCCGCAACGUGACGGUGGUGACCACUACGAUGAACGUGGCGGCGCCGAACAGCGAGGCCGUGGCGCUGCGGGGGCUGGUGCCGCUGCACGUGCCGCUUCAACAGCGGCUGCCGCUGUUCGAUGGAGUGGUGGAUCUGGUGCGGUGCGGGCGCGCCGUGAACCGGUGGAUCCCGGCGACGGUGUUGGAGUUUCUUCUGUUUGAUGCUGAUAGGGUGCUCAGGGGUGGAGGGUACCUUUGGGUGGACCACUUUUUCAGCAAACGGGUGGAUCUUGAGAAGGUUUAUGCGCCAUUGAUUGGGAAAUUGGGUUACAAGAAGGUGAAGUGGGCGACGGGGAACAAGACCGACGCUAGUGGCGUCAAAAAUGGUGAAGUUUUCUUGACAGCGUUGCUGCAGAAGCCUGUGUCCAGAUGAUGGUCGUUACACGCAAAUAAAGAUUGAUGAUAAGCAGGUGGGUUUAUCCGGAUUUGCUUGGUGAUAGAUGUUAAUGGGGCACGUAAUGAAGCAAUUUUCAUGCCCAGUGAUGGAUCAUAACCCGUUCAAACAAAAGAUAGAAAGAAGUCGAUGACAGGUGUAUAUCCGUGGGGACUUGGGGAACCUGGUUCAGGAAAUAGUUUUUUCUCAUCGUUUUUUUACUUCUAUUUCAUUAAAUUAUUAUGCCUAAUUAAUUUCUUUUCAAAUAAAUAUAAGAAACGCCAUUUUCUUUCUUCUUCGUUUUCAAAUAUAUAUAUUUUUUGCGGCGCUUGCUAUUUAUCAU
Molecule: messenger RNA, 1929 nt
Organism: Vigna unguiculata (cowpea)
Lineage: Eukaryota; Viridiplantae; Streptophyta; Magnoliopsida; Fabales; Fabaceae
Product: S-adenosyl-L-methionine-dependent methyltransferases superfamily protein
Molecular function (GO): methyltransferase activity
Source: RefSeq, a predicted model, not a curated record